Molecule: messenger RNA, 682 nt
Organism: Caenorhabditis angaria
Lineage: Eukaryota; Metazoa; Nematoda; Chromadorea; Rhabditida; Rhabditidae
Source: the annotation of a GenBank genome assembly
AUGAUUGGAAGUUUCGCUACUUUGUAUGGUUUCAAUUUGGAACAAACUUGGUAUUUAUCAGAAAAGGGGAUUUGGGAAACGUUGGAUUCAAGUAGAGAUGGUGGAUUUCGAAAAAGAAUUAUUCACACUAAAAUAGUAACUGAUGUCAUUUUUGUGAUUUUGACUUAUUUAACGCAUAGAAGAAUGAAGAAAUUGAGCAUUACUAAUCAAAAAGUGAGUUUUUCUUGUUUUUGUUAAAAACUGUAACUGAUUGUGAAAUUUUUUUUGGAAUUCCUGUGAUUAAUCAUGGAAUUCUUGUGAUUAAUCACAAGAAAAUUGAAUAUCAAAAGUAAGACAAACCAAAUCCUACUGUACAAUUUUAAUACCCUAUAUAUUUUUUUGAGAGCAUUUUGAAACUUUUGAUUCUUCAUGUGCCGAUUCAAAUAAUAUUCUAUGUUUAUCAAACUCAUGUUAUGUUUCGAACCAACGAAGUAACUUUUAUGGAACUUUUUGUAAGUUAUUAGAACGUAUGGGUUACACUAUUUACUUCAAUAAUUUCCAGCUCAACACAAUCCUAGUUUUCGAAUAUUCCGGGAAUGCAUUUUUAUUGCUAAUAACAAAUAAAAGAACACGAACCCAGUUAUUAGGCUGGUUCAAAGCCAAGGAAAAUUCUAAUAAAAUUUCGACCACCAUCACUUUUUGA